GUGAACUGUUUGCCUGUAUGUCCUACUGGUAGGAGCAUGCUAAAUACAGCGCCAGUACUGUCCAAGUUAAUUGUUUGAGGAGGUAUUGUAUAUGCCAAUCCAUUUUGCACAAGUGUCCAAUAGUCGCCCCAGAUGCUGGCUUCAUCUCAAUACAAUGGAGUGCUACUAUUUGACGAUGCCGUGCCCAAAGCUCAAAUCAAGUUAUCUACUGAAAGGAAAAGCUUGUCAAAGCAGAUUGGAGCUCUUGUACAAUCAAAUCUUGGGAAAACUGUGGCAAAAGAUCCAAGCAACCAACGUUUGAUCAAUGUGAUUAUCGUGCUGCUAAAUUUGGACCUCAAUACACAUGCCAAUGUUCUUUCAGGCUACAAAUUUUUCAGAUUGUACCAGCUUUCCAGUGAAGGCAAGAUGAUUACCUGCAAAGGUGAAUAUAAAAACAAACACAAGGAAAUUUCUUUAGUAGGCAUGGACAAUUACUCGAACACUACUUGCUAUCUAGAUUCCUUGAUUGUUGCACUAUUUUACUCAAACUCCUCAUUCGAUUUCCUACUCGACAAAACAAUAGAUCCUAAUUUAUCCUCCGAGUUCCAGCAACAGGUAGAAAGGAUGAAAACUGUUUUGCGAUUCAUAGUAAACUUACUUAGGGCCGGUGAACACAUAAAUACUAAUAUAAUGUAUCAACUAUUAGUGACAUUGGACUCCUUGGGUUGUGAUAUUGCCUUGAGCAGGAAGCAGCAGGAUGCUUUACAAAUCUUUGAAUUUCUUGCAGAAUCAUUAUCACUCCCACUAUUGACCUUGAAACUAGAUAUUAUUCAUACGGGAAAACUUAAUGUCAAUGAUGAUUUGAGGUUGAUCGGUGAAAGGUCUUUACUGAUUUCGAUAUCCUCUUCUGCUACAUCAAAUGAUAGCCCCAUUACGUUGGAAGAGUGUUUGAAUACGUAUUUCAACAACUCAAUUACCGUAAGAAGACAUAUUGAUCAGCAGUUAGGAUCCACGUCUGGCAACAAAAUUCGUUUCCAUAAUUCAGACGCCAUUUGUUCCUCAGGCGAAUCAUUAGCUCAAAAUAAGGAUGAAAUUAAUGAGUACGAAAAGUUAGGCAUUUUAACAUCAUCCUCAUCAUCCAAAACGUCAGUGCCCAUUCCAUCCUCAAUUUCGACCUCUUUAACACCAUCCAUAUCUGCUUUCUGGCCAAACACAUUACAAACACCGCUUCCGUCUUCCGAUGCAUCUAUUUCUGCCCCUGAUCAGUUACCAAUAACUCCACAACAGUCAUCGCAGGAUUCUUCUGUUUCUCCUACUGGGUCUCAACUCACUUCAACCAAAUCAAUCCUUACCAGGACACCAUCCAGUUCCAAAUCAAGAUCGGAUUUUGAGACGCCCACAGGUUCCCAAUCUAAGAAAUCUCUACCGAAUACCGGAUCGUCAAUCACUGAUCUCUCACCCGAUAACAACAACUUGACCGCAACUGAUUCUGCAACUUUGGAUUCUGUAAACUUGAUUGGAUCAUUUAGAAAUGUGACUGAGAAAUUGGAGAGACAAAGAACGAGGUCCUCGACUCUUGCAAGCGUUUUGAACAAUGUUCAAUCUAUCAAUCCCAAAAAGUUAACAAGAAGAUCAUCUUCAAUUUCAAAUACUGAGGUUUCCUUACCGGCAUGGAUGUAUCUCCAAUUAUUACCUUAUUAUACUGAUCCAGAAGUAAAACUCACUGUAGAAAACCACGAGGAGUAUUACCGUCGUCGUAUUUCACGUUCUAAAACUAUAGACUCUGCUCAAAACAUUCCUGUUGGAUUGCAAGACAAGACUUCAAGCGAUGAUUUAUUCCAUACAGAUGCAGAGUCAUAUUUUGGUAGAAGGUUUGCGAAUCGAAGGCCAAUGGUCCCUAUUUGCCUAAAACGUUACAUAUGGAAUGAAAGAGGUCAAUCUGUUAAAAUUCAAAGAAAAGUUACCAUUCCAGAAAUCAUUAAGUACCCUUAUUUUAUUGCCGAGGAUAAGAAGAAGCCUGGGUAUAUUGAUUUCAGACGUUCAUACGAUCAUCAAGCUCCUCGGGGAUCGUUUAUGCUUGUAUUACAGAGCUGUGUCUGUCAUCGAGGAAAUUCUACAAAUUCAGGUCAUUAUGUUAGUCUUGUAAGAAAGAGGCGGUUUGAUGUUUACCAUAUGGAUGCCAAUAAUGAAUGGUUGCUUUUCAACGAUAUAGAGAUAGGGAAAAAUAAGGCCCAGUCCUGUACAUUUAAAGAAGCUAUGGAUAAGGAGAACCCGUAUAUUUUAUUCUAUGAAAUUUAUGAAAUCAAAGAUGAUGGAUACCAAACACCUAUUGGUGCUAAAGAAUCGUAUUGGAACAGAAAGCAAAGUGUUAAUAGCGGAUUUAGCGGCUAUUCAGAACAAACACUUCAUGAGGAGCCCCAAGAAGAAAAUAAGUCUACGAAUUCUACGAAACACAUGAUGCAUCUAAGUUUAGCCGGUCUAACACUGAGUAAAAGUCGUUCAAAAAAUAUUGGUACUGAUAUGGAUGAUGUACUAGAUGAAUAUUUUUGGUAUGGGGCCUCUUCGGAUAGAAAUAACUCUAACUUCAAAUCAAACUACUCUUUGAAUACAAACAUCAGUGGGCGAAAAGAAGAAAGUAGUACUGAACAAGCAUCCUCUCACAGUGCAUCAUCUACCACUUCAAUUCCAUAUCCUGAAGAUGAGAGCGUACCUCAAGUACAUGUGAUGGAAGUCGAAGAAAGCACCUCAACAGAUAUAGACAACUCAUCAGAAUUUGAGAAUGGAAAGAUUGAAUACUCAGCAGGUUUUCUUGAUGAUAACAAUGAUAAAUUAAACAACUCUUUACCUUUUAACGAUGAUGACGUGGACUUUGCUAGAAAGAGACAAUUUUUGAAAGUGAGCAGUGGAAUUGCUUCUAACGAAGCAGCCAUUGGCUCUAGGGCUGGGUUGUACACAUCCAUCAGUCAUCGUGAGCAAAAAAGUAAUUUGCUCGAUGUUAAACUCACACAAAGCCAUAAAAGUGUGGGGACAGUCAAUACAGGAAAAACUGUUCAUAAUGAUGAGCCAAGCGGCCAAAGUAUUUCAGACGGAGCUGUCAAUGCUGCUGCUGCUACUAUGACUGCAAAAACAACAAAGAAAAAAUCUUCCCUUGCCAGAAAAGGAACAGUAAAAAAACUGUUUAAAAAAGUAUUCAGCUGAUCUGUACUUAUGUAAAAGUUAAAUAACAUUAGAUAAAUAAAACAUCUCAUUGCAAUACCAUCA
Messenger RNA from Pichia membranifaciens NRRL Y-2026, 3240 nucleotides. RefSeq lists its product as hypothetical. Gene Ontology annotation, molecular function: cysteine-type endopeptidase activity; cysteine-type deubiquitinase activity. Gene Ontology annotation, biological process: protein deubiquitination. Gene Ontology annotation, cellular component: nucleus; cytosol. The coding region runs from base 133 to 3177 and encodes 1014 amino acids. The transcript has a single exon. Lineage: Eukaryota; Fungi; Ascomycota; Pichiomycetes; Pichiales; Pichiaceae. The record is from RefSeq and is a predicted model, not a curated record.